Messenger RNA from Eruca vesicaria subsp. sativa (arugula), 351 nucleotides. The record is from the annotation of a GenBank genome assembly. Lineage: Eukaryota; Viridiplantae; Streptophyta; Magnoliopsida; Brassicales; Brassicaceae.
AUGGCAGUGGAAGACCAUGACUCAAGCAAGAAACAUGUUAAUACAUAUGCGCCUAAGAUACAAUCAAACUCCUCUAGUGGGGAACAACUUGCUAAACAGGCCCAGAACCUCAAGAUAGGUGGUAGAUCGAGCGAUUAUGCUAGAGUUAUGAAGUUCAACAAAGUUCUUUCCGAAACUACUGUCAUUUUAAGUAUACCUCUGCUUUGCCUUAAGAGAUGGUCUCACGCAUGUUGCUUGUUGCGUAACUGUUUUAUUAUGAGCAGACAUGCAUGUUUUAUGCGUUUGACUAACAUUAAAGAAGGAGGAGGACAUGCUAUCUUCACGUCAGUGUUCCCACUCGUUUCAUUGUAA